Ogataea parapolymorpha DL-1 is the source of this 1035-nucleotide messenger RNA. Its product is annotated as Protein ATS1. The coding region runs from base 1 to 1035 and encodes 344 amino acids. The record is from RefSeq and is a predicted model, not a curated record. NCBI's taxonomy places the organism in Eukaryota, Fungi, Ascomycota, Pichiomycetes, Pichiales, Pichiaceae. The transcript has a single exon.
AUGACCUAUCAUCUCUACGUCUGCGGCUCCAACGGAAGCUUCCAGCUCGGGCUCGACGACGAUGAGGACCGCCACCGGCUUGAAUGUGCGCAAUUCCAAACGGAAAUAGGCCGCACGGUAGACCUAGACAUUAGGCCCAUUAAAGUUGCCUGCGGCGGAAACCACACGCUCGUGCUUCUGGAGAACGGACAGGUUUACGGGGCUGGCUCAAGCCGUUAUGGACAGCUGGCCUGUUUCCAAGAAUCCUUGCCGAUUUUUCAAAAGCUUGAUCUCCCGUUCAAGAUCAAAGACGUGGUAGCUGGCUGGAAUUACACCGUUUUUAUUUCAGCAUAUGACGAGGUAUAUACUUGCGGACAGGGCCUUACAGGCGAGCUGGGACUCGGAAAAACUCAUCUUCAGUCUCUACCCGCCAAAAUAGAGCUGCCAGACAACGGCCGCAUUGUCAAGGCGGGGUCAUCGCUCCAUAACGUUGUCCUUCAGUUUGAGAACGGAGAGCUCUAUGGCUUUGGAAAUAAUAAAAAAGGCCAGCUGCUCGACGGACCGAAAGUGCUGUGGACACCCACAAGGCUUCCUAUACGCGCUCGCGAUUUUGCGCUGGCGCGAGAUUUCGCUGUGUUUUCCAGCGACGGGCGACUGCUGCUCCAAGGCAAAGACCAGUACGGAAUAGCAGAACGGCUCCAGACUGUUGGCCAAAUAGACCGCAUUUGGGCCAUGUGGAGCUCUGUGCAUCUUCUUUCUGGCCGGCAGCUUGUCUCGUACGGGAACAACUCGCACGGCCAGCUGGUUCUGCCCACUACAAUCGGCACGCCCGUAAAGAUUGCCAUUGGAAGCGAACACGGUCUUUUGGCUGAAAAAUUCAGAGUAUUCGCCUGGGGAUGGGGAGAGCACGGGAACUGUGGCCAACACCAGAAAGAAAAAACAGGCGUCACGUUCGACUACAUGAACGAGAUCUACACCGAACAACAUGUCGUCGUGGAUGUCUUUGCCGGCUGCGCAACGACGUGGGUGGUUGUCCGGUGCAGCGAGAAUGUGUAG